Messenger RNA from Coffea arabica (coffee), 2062 nucleotides. Its product is annotated as subtilisin-like protease. Gene Ontology annotation, biological process: proteolysis. Gene Ontology annotation, molecular function: serine-type endopeptidase activity. NCBI's taxonomy places the organism in Eukaryota, Viridiplantae, Streptophyta, Magnoliopsida, Gentianales, Rubiaceae. The record is from RefSeq and is a predicted model, not a curated record.
GCCAACAACAUUUGCAAGCUCGAAUGAAGCACCACAAAUUGUUCAUUCAUAUCACAAUGUCUUCAAAGGUUUCGCUGCAAAAUUAUCGGCUGAGGAUGUGAAAACGAUGGAGAAGAAGCCUGGUUUCAUAUCUGCUCAGCCUCAAAUGUUACUAUCUUUGCACACUACCCACAGUCCUAAUUUUUUGGGGUUGCAUCAGAAUGUGGGAUUUUGGAAUGAAUCGAAUUACGGUAAGGGGGUCAUCAUUGGAGUCUUGGACUCUGGAAUUGCACCGGACCAUCCAUCAUUUAGUGAUGAAGGAAUGCCUCCACCACCUGCUAAAUGGAAGGGAAAGUGCCAAUUCAAUACUUCAGCAUGCAAUAACAAAUUGAUUGGAGCAAGAUUUUUCAGCGAUGGAAAUGGUUCGCCAAUGGAUGAGGAUGGUCAUGGUACUCACACUGCAGGCACUGCUGCUGGAAACUAUGUGAAGGGUGCUAAUGUUUUCGGAAAUGCUAAUGGCACUGCUGUUGGUGUUGCGCCUCUAGCUCACUUGGCAAUUUACAAAGUGUGCUCCCCUGGUUGUUCGGAGAGUGACAUAUUGGCUGCGAUGGAUGCUGCCAUACAUGAUGGAGUUGACAUCCUUUCCCUCUCCCUCCAAGGAGGAUCAGGCCCAUUUUACGCUGACAAUAUUGCUAUGGGUGCAUAUAGUGCAAUGGAAAAGGGCAUUUUUGUCAGCUGCUCUGCUGGAAAUAGCGGUCCUUUUAAUCGCUCUUUAUCAAAUGAAGCCCCGUGGAUUCUCACUGUUGGUGCAAGCACCAUUGAUAGGAAAAUCAGGACAAGUGCCAAGCUUGGAAACAAUGAGGAAUUCAAUGGCGAGUCGCUUUAUCAGCCUAAGGAUUUUCCUCCGGCAUUGUUCCCUCUGUACUAUACUGGCAUGAACCAGAGCGAUUUUAACUCUGGAUAUUGUGGCUCAGGAUUAUUGAACGACACUGGAGUCCUGGGGAAAAUAGUGGUGUGUGACAAUGGUGGCGGAGUAUCACGAAUUGCGAAGGGACAAAAUAUCAAGAGUUCUGGUGGUGUCGGUAUGAUCCUUAUUAACCAAUUGUCACAAGGAUAUGCAACAUCAGCUGAUGCUCAUGUCCUUCCUGCAACACAUUUAAGUUAUACUGAUGGAGUAAAGGUUUUGGCCUACAUAAACUCGACAAAAUCACCCAUGGGUUCGAUCUCGUUUAAAGGGACUAUUAUUGGAGACCAUCAAGCUCCAUUGGUUGCUGCAUUUUCUUCUAGAGGUCCAAGCAGGACAAGUCCUGGUAUUCUGAAGCCUGAUAUUAUUGGCCCUGGUGUCAACAUUCUUGCAGCCUGGCAUCGCUCUGUCGAAAACAACAGCAACACAAAAGCCACUUUUAACGUAAUCUCUGGGACAUCAAUGUCUUGUCCUCAUCUCAGUGGUGUUGCCGCACUUCUCAAAAGUGUGCACCCGGAUUGGUCUCCAGCUGCAAUUAAGUCUGCGAUCAUGACUACAGCUGAUAUUGUGAACCUGGCCAAGAAUCCAAUUGAGGAUCAAACGCUCCUUCCUGCUAACGUCUUUGCCACUGGCUCAGGCCAUGUGAACCCCGCUAAAGCAAACAAUCCAGGGCUGAUUUAUGACAUCGAACCGAAAGAUUACAUCCCUUAUUUGUGCGGAUUGAAUUACACAAACAGGGAGGUUAGUCACCUUGUACAACGCAAGGUGAACUGCACGGCAGAAUCAAGCAUUCCUGAAGCACAACUGAACUACCCUUCAUUUUCAAUCGUUUUUGGAUCCAGUAUUCAGAAGUAUACGAGGAUGGUUACCAAUGUGGGUGAGGCUAAAUCGGUUUACACAGUUAAGGUUGCUCCGCCAGCAGGGGUCAAUGUUACAGUCAAACCCAAUACACUUAGUUUCUCAGAGGUGAACCAAAAAUUGACAUAUGAAGUCACAUUUAGCCUAUUAGCAUCUUCUGCUAACAAUACAGUAUCUCAAGGUUCCCUUGCAUGGACUUCAGCAAAGUACUCAGUCAGGAGCCCAAUUGUAGCACUUUUUGGAGCAACGCAGAGGUUCUAG